CGGCGAUCUCUCCCUAUCCUUUCCUGCAACACAAAGCCACACAAAAACAACACCAGCGAUCGAAUCGAAUCGAAUCGAAUCACCACGCACCACGACGACAAGGCACCUCGCCGAGGUCCUCGGUCCUCCAUCCCACGGCCGCCAUGACCAUCCUCGCCUCGCUCCUCUCCCCAUCCCCUCCCCUCACCACCUCCCCGCAUCCCGCGCCCGCCCAGUCCGCCGCCGUCAGACUCCUGGCGCCAUCCGCCAGGCCACCAUUCCCCGCCACGCUGGCCGCGACAGCCGCUGCCGGGCUCCUCCUCCUCUCCCCACUGACGCCGCCGCCUUCCCACGCCGCCGCCGCCGACCCAGAUCCGUCGUCAUUCAAGGUGUACUACGGCACCGCGGCGAGCGCGGCCAACUACGGCGGGUACGGCGGGAACGCGAGCAAGAAGGACGCGGCGGAGUACGUGUACGACGUCCCGGGGACGUGGAAGGAGCGACUGGUGUCCAAGGUGGAGAAGGGCACCAACGGGACCGACAGCGAGUUCUACAACCCGAGGAAGCGGUCCGAGCGGGAGUACCUCACCUUCCUGUCCGGGUUCCGCGCGCUGGCCCCCAUCGGCGCCGUGCUCGACAACCUCGCGCUCUCCGACGUCGGGCUCCAGGACCAGAUCUCCACCGCCGACGAGGUGCGCUCCACGGAGGAGCGGAAGGAGGACGGGCAGGUGUAUUAUGAGUACGAGGUGGCCGGCGCCGGCGCGCAUAGCCUGAUCUCGGUGACUUGCGCCAGGAACAAGCUGUACGCGCAUUUCGUGACGGCGCCGAACCCUGAGUGGGGGAGGGAUGAGGAGGUUCUUCGCCGGUUGCAUCAGUCGUUCAAGACCGUCGACUUCUCCGGCACGAGCUAGUCGCCGGCGUGGACUGCCGGGUACGUGUUUGUAAUUAAGCAGUUUUGUAUAGGUUGUGAUUGAGGAGUGAGGAGGCCGGUGAUGAUCGGUGUGGGUGUAAGGACGAACAUGUACGUAUGAUCGAGGACUGAGUACUUAAUUCUGAUCUGUAAAUUACUUUCUUCCAGACUGAAUGAAUGGGGUGUUUAGCACGGCCGUUGCGAAUGGAA
Molecule: messenger RNA, 1099 nt
Organism: Brachypodium distachyon (stiff brome)
Lineage: Eukaryota; Viridiplantae; Streptophyta; Magnoliopsida; Poales; Poaceae
Product: thylakoid lumenal 19 kDa protein, chloroplastic
Exons: 1
Coding region: 144-890 (248 amino acids)
Source: RefSeq, a predicted model, not a curated record